Messenger RNA from Miscanthus lutarioriparius, 1230 nucleotides. NCBI's taxonomy places the organism in Eukaryota, Viridiplantae, Streptophyta, Magnoliopsida, Poales, Poaceae. The record is from the annotation of a GenBank genome assembly.
AUGGAAUCCACAACGGCGGCCGUCCGUAGCGCGUCGCACGCGCGGGCCCGGUCCGCGCUCGUCUACGGGGGCGCGCGCGGGGCGCGGCGCGUCGUGGGCGCUGUCCCCGCCGCCGCGCGCGCCCGGCGGAGGGCGCCCGUCGUCGUCGCCGUAGCCUCCCACCACCAGGAGCACCUCGAGCCGCUCCCGUCGCGGGCGCAGGAGGGCGGCGCCGUGGCGGUGGCGACCACCCAGGCUGACGAGGCGGAGGUCCAUGCGAACGACGCUGCGGCGGCGGCUGCUGAAACCUCGUCUCCUCAACUGGGUAAGACAGUGCGCGUCCGAUUUGUGCUGCAAAAGCAGUGCACGUUCGGGCAGAGCGUCUGCCUCGUCGGCGACGACCCUGCGCUCGGCCUCUGGGAUCCGUUGAAUGCGUUUGCUUUGGAGUGGGCGGAGGAAAGCCACGACUGGAUCUUAGAGAAAGAUUUACCGGCCAACAAGCCGAUUGAGUUCAAGUUCUUGCUCCAAGAUUCCACAGGGAAGUUGCAUUGGCAGGAUGGGCUGAACAGAAGCUUUCAGACAGGUGAAACCGCAAACACAUUGGUUGUCUUUGAAGAUUGGGAUGAUGUGAGGAAUCAGAAAAUAGCAGAAGAGGAGGGAGUGGUGUCUACUGGGAUGGAGCAAACUGUUGUUUCAAAUGACAGCAAAAGCAGAAAGGAUACUGUUUUAGAAGAGGAGCUUGUCUUUGAAGAUUGGGAUGAUGUGAGGAAUCAGAAAAUAGCAGAAGAGGAGGGAGUGGUGUCUACUGGGAUAGAGCAAACUGUUGUUUCAAAUGACAGCAAAAGCAGAAAGGAUACUGUUUUAGAAGAGGAGCUCCAAGUGGAUGAUAAUCAAGUCAAAGAGGAUGAAUCCGUUGUUGCCAAGGAGGACAAGAAGCCAGCAGUUGCCACAGAUGCUUCUGUUCAAGUAGAUUGGGUGAAGACAAACGAAGCUAACCCUCAAAAGUCAAUGCUGCAUGAGGAAAUGGAGGUUCUAGACGAACUUCUUGGAAAAGAAAACAUGGAGAACAGCAGUAUUUCGAGUACUGACGAGAAUUAUGCUGAAAAAACUGGAGGAGAUAAUAUCUUGUCUGAGGAUGGUGUUCCGGUUGAGAAUGGGUUGGCCACUGCUUAUGAACAUGAUUUGCUUUGGGGUUGGAAGGCCCUGCAGUGGCUGCUGAUGAGCCUGGGCUUCAAAAUGGAUACAACAUGA